AUGCUGAAAAAAUUUAAUAAUAUUAAAUCAUCUGCUGAUUCAUUAACAAAUGAUAUGAUUGAAUUCUUUCUUCCGCCACAAGAACAAUUUACUGUUGAUCAACAAUCACAUUAUAUUUAUUCAUCACGAGAAAUGACUCGUUGGGUUCGAGGUAUAAAUGAAGCUAUUCGACAUGUACAAAGUUUAAAUGGUGAAGAAUUAGUUCGACUUUGGGCACAUGAAGCAUUACGUUUAUUUCAUGAUCGGUAAGAAAGAUAGUGAAUAAUUUCUUGUAUAUAAAUAUCUCUUUGAAAUAUUUAGAUUGAUAUAUGAUUAUGAACGUCA
Messenger RNA from Adineta steineri, 324 nucleotides. Lineage: Eukaryota; Metazoa; Rotifera; Eurotatoria; Adinetida; Adinetidae. The record is from the annotation of a GenBank genome assembly.